CGCGCCCUACAUCUCGCGCCGGGCUGAGGGGGCUCAAUCCGCCGCCGCCGCCACCGCUGCCACCGCUGCCGCCGCCACCGGGCUUCGGUCUCGGUGCAGGUAGCGGCCGCCGCCAGGACAACUACGCUGCCGAGCAUCCCCAGGCAGUGAGGAAAAGGAGGCUCAAAGAGGUCAAGCACCUGUUCCAAGAUCAUAUAAUGUGUUAAUGUUGGAGUUCCAGUUUGAAGUUAUAGUUCCUCCAUAGUAGGCACAUUGGAACUUGACAACUAUAUCCAAUCCUUGCCAAAUACAUCCCAUUGUCCACACAUCCAGUGUGAGGUCCCUCCAGGUACAAGGUGGGCACCAUGGCUGAGAAGUUUGACUGCCACUACUGCAGGGACCCCCUGCAGGGGAAGAAGUACGUGGAAAAGGAUGGCCACCACUGCUGCCUGAAGUGCUUUGACAAGUUCUGCGCCAACACCUGUGUGGAAUGCCGCAAGCCCAUCGGUGCAGACUCCAAGGAGGUGCACUAUAAGAACCGCUAUUGGCAUGACACCUGCUUCCGCUGUGCCAAGUGCCUGCACCCCUUGGCCAACGAGACUUUUAUGUCCAAGGACAACAAGAUCCUGUGCAACAAGUGCACCACUCGGGAGGACUCCCCCAAGUGCAAGGGCUGCUUCAAGCCAAUUGUGGCAGGAGAUCAGAAUGUGGAGUACAAGGGGACCGUCUGGCACAAAGACUGCUUCACCUGCAGCAACUGCAAGCAAGUCAUCGGCUCUGGAAGCUUCUUCCCAAAAGGGGAGGACUUCUACUGCGUGACUUGCCAUGAGUCCAAAUUUGCCAAGCAUUGCGUGAAGUGCAACAAGGCCAUCACAUCUGGAGGAAUCACUUACCAGGAUCAGCCCUGGCAUGCCGAGUGCUUUGUGUGUGUUACCUGCUCUAAGAAGCUGGCUGGGCAGCGUUUCACCGCUGUGGAGGACCAGUAUUACUGCGUGGAUUGCUACAAGAACUUUGUGGCCAAGAAGUGUGCUGGAUGCAAGAACCCCAUCACUGGGAAAAGGACUGUGUCAAGAGUGAGCCACCCAGUCUCUAAAGCUAGGAAGCCCCCAGUGUGCCACGGGAAACGCUUGCCUCUCACCCUGUUUCCCAGCGCCAACCUCCGGGGCAGGCAUCCGGGUGGAGAGAGGACUUGUCCCUCGUGGGUGGUGGUUCUUUAUAGAAAAAAUCGAAGCUUAGCAGCUCCUCGAGGCCCGGGUUUGGUAAAGGCUCCAGUGUGGUGGCCUAUGAAGGACAAUCCUGGCACGACUACUGCUUCCACUGCAAAAAAUGCUCCGUGAAUCUGGCCAACAAGCGCUUUGUUUUCCAUCAGGAGCAUGUGUAUUGUCCCGACUGUGCCAAAAAGCUGUAAAGUGACAGGGGCUCCUGUCCUGUAAAAUGGAAUUGAGUAUUGUUAUUUGUGUCCUCACCCUCUGCCCUAUACCAUCCAUAGGGAAAGAGCGGCCUUUCACCUCUUCAAAGUUGUUUCUGUCUUUUCUCCCAUUUUACAGUAUUACUCAAAUAAGGGCACAGUGAUCAUUCUAGAAUUUAGCAAAACCAACUCUGCAGCAAAGUUAAUUUUGCAAUGGCUGCAUUAAAAAAUGAACACUUAGAUUGACUCUUCUGCAUGUUUAUCAUAGAGCAGAAAAGUGCUAACCAUUUAGCUGCUUAGUGAUAUAAGCAACAAGCCUAAGAAAUAAAGCCCCCACUGAGAUGCCCUUCGUGACUCAGCUGGGACCCACCGUGUCAUCACAAGACACACAAGAGUUGUAGCGGCUGCUUCAACUCAUUGCUCACCCUGUGUUCUGUGAGCAGAAAGAGAAUUUACCGAAAUGCAUGGUUUAACUUCAUCAAAACCUUCCUUCUGUUCUUUUGUGCUUUUGAUCGACUAAUAUGAAUUUCUAGAAAAUUAACAUUUGAACUUAGCUGUGAUGCUAAACUGACCUUUCCCCCCGUACUAACAUUUGAGUUCCCCGUGUGCCGUGUUUUCUGAACGUUCCUACUUUCAAGCAUGGAACAUGCAGGUGAUGUGGAAAGUGUAGGCAGAUCUGAGAGAACGAGCCUGUUUCAGAGGAACAUCGUCACAGUGAAUACUUCUGGAAGCUUAACAAAACUAACCCAGCUGUUGGGUGUGUUUAAUUAAUAAUAUUUUGUUUUAAUUAAUAACAGCAUAGAUUAUGGGUUUGGAGACUUGCAUGAAAACAUUUUAGCCCCCUCGAACGUUCCUGCAGUUUGAAGUCAUCCUAUAGAAGUAACCAUAAAUCUCUAGAGGGGUAGCUGAGCAACCAUCAGGACGAUCAUUGACAUGGAUGUGACAUUUCCAAACAGUGGCAAGUUGAAUCCCUUGUAACAUAAUAGUUGUUGUUCUUUUGCUGAUCUGUUGAAGAGGCUCACCAAUGUCUCUUGUGAUUCUUAGGACUGUUCCUCAAGAGCUUAGCUCGAUUUCUGGGGGAGUGGGGAGGUCACUGUCCUCACAGGCAGAUUUCCAUGUAGUGCUUACCUGAGAUGCCGGAUCACCUACUUACUGUAUUCUAUCUAAUUGUUAUAUUACAUAAUAAAAUGAGAUGAUAUCAAAGUGAACAUGUAAUGACAAUACAUAUUAACAUUCUUGUAGCUAUGGUUAGAGAAGCCGAUGCCUCAUUUCUACAUUUUGUCAUUAGCUAAUAUCAUCUAACGUUUCAGUGUAUCCUUACAGAAAUAAAAGUAGCAUAUAAAUAA
Messenger RNA from Myotis myotis, 2733 nucleotides. It is a transcript of the gene FHL1, whose product is annotated as four and a half LIM domains 1. The coding region runs from base 345 to 1316 and encodes 323 amino acids. Gene Ontology annotation, molecular function: transmembrane transporter binding. Lineage: Eukaryota; Metazoa; Chordata; Mammalia; Chiroptera; Vespertilionidae. Gene Ontology annotation, biological process: muscle organ development. The transcript has 9 exons. The record is from RefSeq and is a predicted model, not a curated record.